Penicillium canariense is the source of this 924-nucleotide messenger RNA. RefSeq lists its product as uncharacterized. The transcript has 4 exons. Gene Ontology annotation, biological process: transmembrane transport. Gene Ontology annotation, molecular function: transmembrane transporter activity. Lineage: Eukaryota; Fungi; Ascomycota; Eurotiomycetes; Eurotiales; Aspergillaceae. Bases 1 to 924 code for a protein of 307 amino acids. The record is from RefSeq and is a predicted model, not a curated record.
AUGUCAUCGGACUUCUGGGCUGGCUACCUCAGCGGUGCCCUUGGGAUUAUUAUCGGCAACCCCCUGGAUGUGAUCAAGGUUCAGCUGCAAGCAGGGCAUUCAAGAGAUGUAUCUACCCAAUCACAAUUGAGCCGCUUUGAGAGGGCCAGCUCGCUUGUACGAGGUGCGGCCGCCCCAAUUCUGGGAUACGGAGCUCUCAAUGCGCUGCUCUUUGUGGCCUACAAUCGGUCGCUAAUGGCCAUGGACAGCACCAUUGCAGAUCCUACCAACCCCGCUGGUGUGCCAUUGUACAAAAUUUGGCUUGCUGGUGCCAUAGGUGGCCUAGCCAGCUGGACUAUUUCGUCUCCGACAGAGUUCAUCAAGUGCAGAGCGCAGCUAGAUUCACGCCCAGAGGUCUCGUCCUGGAGCGUUGCCAAGGAUAUAUAUCGCAACCGCGGCUGGAGAGGCCUGUACUUUGGAGGAGGGAUUACGAGUGCUCGAGAUUCAAUUGGUUAUGGAUUCUAUUUCUGGUCUUAUGAAAUUUGCAAGCGUUUUAUGACAAAUGAGAAUGAAACUUCUCACCAAGCUACACUGAAGAUUCUUCUCUGUGGUGGCAUUGCAGGCAUUGUCACCUGGGGCUCAGUCUUCCCGCUGGAUAUGGUUAAGACAAGACUGCAGGCGCAGACAAUGCAUGAUACUUCCUUUACGCAGACUGGAACAACUGAAAACCAGAACCUUUUGCGGCAGUCCCGAGGAACAUUAAAUUCCUUUCAGGUGGCCCGAGGAGUCUACCAGACCGAGGGCAUGGCGGCCUUCUAUCGGGGCCUCGGGAUCUGUAGUAUCAGAGCGUUUAUCGUGAACGCUGUCCAGUGGGCGGCUUACGAAUGGUUGAUGAGGAGCUUUAACGAUGCGAGCACACCUUUGUCAGGCGCGGACCGUCUAUAG